Messenger RNA from Patella vulgata (common limpet), 2346 nucleotides. Its product is annotated as WD repeat-containing protein 89. NCBI's taxonomy places the organism in Eukaryota, Metazoa, Mollusca, Gastropoda, Patellidae. Bases 320 to 1432 code for a protein of 370 amino acids. The record is from RefSeq and is a predicted model, not a curated record. The transcript has 14 exons. Gene Ontology annotation, molecular function: protein binding.
GCGGUCAAUUGUCUUUCUUCUUCUCCUUCUUCUUCCGAUAAUGUGCCGGAUUCUGAGUUGAAUAUAUUCGCACAUGGUUAAAAGAUUAAAAUCGUGUUGUGCCGAGUUCACAUUUUCUUAAAAACAGGAUAAAAACAGACAUGGCUGCCUAGGGCUGGAACGUUCCGAUCCUGCAUGGACUUGAAGAUAUCCAGGGUAUCGGCAUCCACAAUAUGUCUUGGCAGUUUGUUCCACAGACUGAUACUGGCAGGGAAGAAGGAGUCUUGUGUAUAGGCCUAUCAUAAAGCAUUGCUGUAUUUCUUAAGAGGACUGUUGGAGUAUGGAGAAUUUAGCCAAACUGUUGGGACAAUUGCAUUUAACACAUAAAUCAUCAAUAUCUUUAGCUAAAACAGAACCGGAAUACAUAUUAGCAUUAGCAGCACAGAAUCAAAGUGAAGACAACAGCUCCUUAAUAGCAGCUACAAGUAGUAAUUACUGUAUACGUCUAUAUAAUAAGACAACAUUAGCUGGUGCAAGACAAAUACAAGGUCAUAAUAAUGUUAUAACUGGUAUAUCAUUUGGAAAAGAAGAUCCUAAUAUAUUAUUGUCUUGUUCCAGAGAUAAAACAGUGAAAUGCUGGGAUUUAAGGUGUAAACCAGAAAAUGAAGUUCAACAAUUCCAAGGUAAAACUAAUGUAGGUUUUGGCAGUGUUGAUAUAAGCUGUAAUGAUAGAUUGAUUUGUGCUGGUACUGAUGUGGAUUUUGACAAAGAUGCAUAUUUAAUAUUCUGGGACAGACGAAAAGCAGCUUUUCUUGGUUCUUAUAGCGAAUCUUUUGACAAUGAAAUAGUACAGGUGUGUUUUCAUCCUAAUAAAACAGAUCAUGUUGCUAGUGGAGCAUCAGAUGGUUUAGUUUGUAUAUUUAAUCUAACAGAAACAGAUGAAGAUGAUGCUUUAAUAACAACAUUAAAUACUGAAUCUUUUGUGGCUAGAAUAGGAUGGUGUGGUGUGGAUAAUGAAAAUAUAUACUGCAUAACAGAUGUGGAUACUUAUCAUAGUUGGGAUGCAUUUGAGGGUGAUUUAUUGAAAGAAGUUUUAGAUAUUAAAGAUAAAUUAAAGGGAGAAGAUAGUGUGGAUUACCUAAUAGAUGUUAUAUUGACAGAAGAUAAUACACAACAGAUUAUUGCUGCUGGCAAUAAAACUGGUACAAUAAAGUUGUUAGAUAUUUCUAGUAAAAGUACAGAAGUUAUUUCUACUCUAUCAAAAGGUCAUACAGAAAUAGUCCGAUGUAUAUAUUAUAAUAAUAAGAAUGGUACAUUAAUUACUGGUGGAGAAGACUCUUUAUUGUGUUUAUGGUCAUCCGAUCCUGUUACUACUACUUCUAGCAUAGAACGCAAGGGAAAGUUAAAGAUGAAACAAACACCAUCAAGGAAAUCUCAACCCUACUCAAGAUGAUCCUAUAAAGUAACAUUAUUAUCCUGUGCUGAACGAAGUUAAUCUCUCUGAACAUCAUUUAAGAAACUGCAAGCUACAAUAUUAUGAAAGUUUAAUGUCAGUUGUGGUAGUUUAUAAUUCAACUGAAAUAAUAAUCAGGUAGCAAACCUGGGAUGCUUGAUGCUAUUAACUUUAGAACAAGUGCGCUACUACUAAUGGCCCUGUUACACUAUUACGUAUGAUACACACAAAAUGACCUUGAAAAUACAGAAUUGUUUGUAUACUUACCAUAUUGAAUCUAUGAGUAGCUUAUGUAUGUCACCGUAUGCGACCAUGCUUGAAACAUACAACCUAUGUCUAACAUACCCCUAGCUUAGGACAGCGUAUUGCAGUGUAUGAAUGAUAUUUUACAAAUGCUGGCAUACACUAGUACAUUACGAAUAGUGUGGCAGGGCCAUAACACAGUGAUUUCCAAUCCCUGCUCUUCCAAACGACGUCCAGUGAUUGUCAACCCCUGUACCUUCCAAAAGAUUUCCGGUGAUUGUGAAUCCCUGUACUUGGGCACCUAAUGUUGAUGACCGAAUCUUCUUGUUAUAACCUGUUAUUUUUUGUAUUAUUAUAUAAAGUGUAUGUAUAAAUGUAGAAACUAUUUGUUGUUAUAAGUCCAUAAGACCGAGAAGCUUAUUGAUAAUUAAUUGAAAUUAUUUCCAUUGAUUAAUCUGAAAUAGCUUGUGGGUACUCUAGUGUCUAAAAUUGUCAUUGACACUCAUUAAGUGCAUGUAGUUUUUCCAAUGGGCCAAAAAACUGAGAUCCUGUGUAAAAUAUGGCAAUACGUGUAAAAUUUCUGAUAAGUUGGAAUUUGUAAAUGCAGCUGUCUAGGCAUAAUUCUUUACAUUGCAUACAAUAAAAAUGACCAUGUUAGUCUCAAAAUAAGC